UGGCUGUUGCCAAGAGUGCAGAAUCGGAUGAAGAUUGCACCCAUGGGGCCAUGGGAAAACUCGAAUCUACCUUGACACCUUUUUGCUUUCCAACAAUAUGGUCCAUCAAGCCUCAACAUUGAGCUUAUUCACGAAAGUAGUAUUCAAUACUUCGGAACUACCUAAUUAGUAUCGGUCUGCAUGUCCUAUUCUAUCUUUAAACCCCAUGCACUAUGUCUAGUCUAUUGAUUCAUUGGCUCUACUCUCAAAAAUACAUCUAUCUUGUCAAUUAUCCAAGGUAAUGAUGAGAUAAGAUGAAUCCUUUCAAUGCAUAUACCGUUUUUUGAUAUCGUUAGUUUAUGUUUCUGUUUAAGUUUUUCCUGUACUACUCGGGGCUUGCUAAAGUACAACAAGCAUUAUGCGAAGUAUCAUGCGAAUACCAUGACCCCUCCAAAAUUAUCGUAAGUGUGUUGUCGAAAGGUGGCGGUUUUUUCGAUAUCGCCGAUAAACGUUGAGAAGUACUUUCAACGUCGAAAAUUUAAGUGCUGACGCCUCUAAUUUCUAUCAUUUUAGGACUGACGUGAAAGACUACCCAAUGUAGUAGCACAUGCAGCUUUCUUGUCCAAACAGGUGUAGUACCUCGUCGCCAUGCCGCCCGGUCCACAUAAAGUAAUCGGUAAGAUUUGAAGGCUUAAAGCUGAUCCUUCCUCCGCUGUUCCCAAUUGAGGAUGGAAGCUUGUUCCAUCUGUUGGUCACUACCAUGCAACUGAACGCAAUUAUAUUUCCGAUGGCUAGAACUGCAUUAACCAUGUUCAAUCUCGUUACGAGAUGGAAGAAAGCAACAGUGUAGUGGCUUUGGUAGGCGGCAAUAUAGUUUAGUGCAAAUGUUGGUAUUAAAGGUGAGCAAUAUCCUCUGAAAAUCUUGUUCUGAUAGAAGUUAUUAAUGAUCGCCAUUGUUUGCGUGCUUUUAUGCAGUUGUAGAUGUCGGGACGCUUCUAAUUUGCUGCCAGGGAAUGAUUCGCGUCCGCAGAGGUCGUACAGCAUUGCAUUUAACACACACCUUUUUUUUCUAGAAUCGCCAAUACCGAUUUGUCCAAUAAGGCCAUCCAAAUUAUCCAACAGACGACAUAAUUCUCUGCAGCCGGGCUUUACCUCUGUACGCAUCACAACUUCCCCGGCCGAGGCCCAAACUGCCGGGAAACUUAUCUUUGCUGAUAUUGGAAAGUUGAGGCACGAAUUUAUAUCGACUGACCUCGAAGAAUCUGCUAGACUGUACGACCAACGACAUCUCUUGCAUCAGUCAUAUAUACGCACUUACGAACACACGCAUGCAACAGUUCGAUAGGCAGUACUAUAGUGGGUCUUGAACUCUAGAAAUUAUCCUAUUCUCCUGAGUUUUUCACCAAUCAAGGGCGUCUCACGUCACAUACUUAUAAACUGUCUAACGUGCUCCUGAUUCGAGCCAAUCCUCAAGUUCAAUCGGGUCAGCUGGUCGUUCGAGGCUCCGAACAUAAAUACAUCCUUGGGUAGUUAUAUGUGUGGGCACAGCAUAGAAGUACAGCUUUCUAGGGAGAGAGACCUGCAUUUUAAUAUAAUUGCUUGCUUCAAAACUUUUGACUCGUCACCUGAUCUUGCAAUCAGUCCAUAAUUUUGAUUCACCUUUGUGUGUUUGGAUUAUCUUUUGCAUGGAGAUAACAGUAUUGUCUCUAAUUAGACUAAUACGAGCUUGUAAGUAUUCACCAACUUUGAUACGCAGUACAACCUACAAGGGAUCUUUACCUCCGUGGUGAAUCAUCACCAACAGCAUCUUUCAGUUGGCUUUAUUGUUCUUUAUAAAAACCUCCACUUUCAACCUUUACCCUCGAAAAUACUGAUCAAGUACACAGCUCAUAAACUUUCACAAGCACUUAUUUUGUUUUCAGAUCAACGCUCAAAAUGCUUGGAGGAAUAGCACGAACCAAAAUCGCGCCAGCGGCCAAAAGCUGCCCCUCCCUUUUCACAAGAUCAACAUGGGUGAAAAGUGAUGCAGUACCUCGAAAAUGCGUCCAGAUCGCAUCACGAAACUUAACCUCGAAAUCCAAAGUACCACUCAUUUCCACAAGACAAUUUCGAUCAAAUGCAUCAGGUCGAGCAGCGGUGACCGAUCUUCCUAUGUUCCAUGAUGGGCCUAUGCCAGCACCCUAUGAACCUCCAAAUACUGCCAAAGUGCCCGGAUUACCAGUUUACGAUUCUUCCCUUUCUGACAGGACCGCGUACUGGCAAAAGAUUCCUCGCUGGAAAGAUAUCACUGAAGCUCAAUUCUUGAAAUACAAGUUUCAUGUAAGUUCCUCAGUUCUACGAGCCAUUCAAAGUUCGCAAAUGUUGAUAUAUUUUCGCAGACAAUUCAUACCAUAUCCACUAUAGUGCAAUUGGAAACUUUUAUGUUGGAGGUUUUACCACCAGUACUUCGGAGACACCCAGACUUUCCGGGCAUUGUAACCCGAGAAGACUUCAUUGAGGACGUUAAAGAGGGCAUCAAAUUAGCGCCAAUGUCGAUUCGCUUGCCACCUCAUAUCCUAAGUAUCAUUGAUUGGGAAAAUCCAUUUGAUGAUCCUAUCCGUCGCCAAUUCAUUCCAAUGAAAUCAAGCAAAGUCGAGGACCACCCAAAGGUUGAGUUGGACUCGUUGCAUGAGUCGGAAGAUUCUCCCGUAGAAGGCUUCGUCCAUAGGUACUUUAACAAAGCCUUAUUCUUAGGUAAGUUUCCUCACUUUCAAAAUAAUUAUUAUGAUGCUGAUCUAUUCAAGCAACAUCACAAUGUCCACUCUACUGUCGCUUUUGUACUCGUUCAUGGUCCAUUGGACCGGACAUGCAAAACGUCAAGAAAACCACCUUUAAACCUCAGCGAAAACGCUGGGAAGAUAUUUUCACUUACAUUGAAGAAAACUCCCAACUCCAAGACAUUGUUGUUUCUGGCGGAGACUGCUACAUCUUAACCGCCGAAAAUAUCCGACUUAUUGGUGAACGUCUUAUCUCAAUUCCCCACAUCAAACGAUUCCGAUUUGCCACGAAAGGUCUCGCUGUGUCUCCUGCUCGUAUUCUCGAUGACAGCGAUGGAUGGGCAGCUGAGAUGAUUCGUCUUUCAGCCUUGGCUAGGAAGGCAGGCAAGAGUAUGGCUAUCCAUACGCAUUUCAAUCAUCCACGUGAAAUGACCUGGGUCUCAAGAAUGGCCCUACAGAGAUUACAUGAGAAUAAUGUCACCGUGCGAAACCAAACCGUCUUACUUAAAGGCGUCAACGAUGAUGUAGCCACCAUGAGUGACCUCAUAAAAACUGUGGCUGACAAUAACAUUAUUCCCGUACGUAUCCCUUUCCCGACCCCUAUCUCCCCAAUCUCCCUCUAUUAAUGCAAUGCGGUACACACACUAACAUUUCCCAGUACUAUGUCUACCAAGCCGACAUGGUACAAUACGUGGAAGAUCUCCGCACGCCACUCUCAACAAUCCUCCAACUCGAACGCCACAUUCGCGGCUCCAUCGGUGGUUUUGUCACACCCAACUUCGUCGUUGAUCUUCCCGGUGGCGGCGGCAAACGUCUCGCCGCUUCAUAUGAUAGCUACGAUCCUGUUACCGGUCGCUCAACAUUCACCGCUCCAGCCGUCACUGGUAAAAACAAAGAGAAUCGAGUCUACGAAUACUGGGACCCUUUGCAUUCUCUCCCAAAACCCACGUCUUCAUCCUCCUAGAGGAUUUGGUCAUUUUCAUUUAAGUAAGAUAAUGGUAGAUAGAUAGUGCUUUGCUUUGGUGGUGCCUACGGAGUUGACCUUCGUUGGCGGGUACAAGGGUACAUAUUCCGGUCUUUUGAUCUCCAUCGCGCGCACAUGGUUAUUUAAUGCAAUAUUUCUGCAUUCGGGUUUUCAUCUUUCUUGAUAUCAUCUGAGCGAGCAAAUCCAAAGGCAAUUUUCUUUUCAAGUUUUUUUUUUCUGUUUUGCUUGCUUGCUUCGCUUUUCUUUGGUGGCGCGUUCGAUCUUUUGGGACAUACGGCAACUUCACAGUACAUGUUUUUUGCUUCCACAAUGGUAAUUUGAUUAUUUCUUGCUUCUUGGAUUAUGAGUGCUGGAGCUGGGUUUCUUGAGCGGAUGGAUAAAGGUUGAAGGAUGGGUAUAUGAAUGGAUGGAUGGAUCUGUGUACUGCCAUACCUAUUGGAAAUGCGGAUGAAGAAUCGAUACCAAGUUAGUUUAUUCUUUUGGCUGACUUUGGCUUCAAUGGUUGAUACGGGUGGAGAGUUCAAUUUGAGGGGUUUUGAUGAAGGGAUCGUAUAUAUCUGGUCGUUAGUUACCUUGCUUGCUUGCUGGCUUGCAUGACAAUCAAAAGUUAUCUAUUUUUUUUUGCAGAU
This is a messenger RNA of Sclerotinia trifoliorum, 4349 nucleotides long. NCBI's taxonomy places the organism in Eukaryota, Fungi, Ascomycota, Leotiomycetes, Helotiales, Sclerotiniaceae. The record is from the annotation of a GenBank genome assembly.